Messenger RNA from Pyricularia pennisetigena, 1641 nucleotides. RefSeq lists its product as uncharacterized. NCBI's taxonomy places the organism in Eukaryota, Fungi, Ascomycota, Sordariomycetes, Magnaporthales, Pyriculariaceae. The transcript has a single exon. The coding region runs from base 1 to 1641 and encodes 546 amino acids. The record is from RefSeq and is a predicted model, not a curated record.
AUGAACAAUACCAUAGACGCUACAGAUUCGUUGGACAGGCAGCAUGAUAGCAACCCAGCAUUAUUGGCAGGGCUCUUGCUGCCUCACAUCGUCUGCACCUUUUUCGUCGCCGCAAGGGCAUGGUCUAGGUUGGGAAUCCUGCGCAAGUGGUUCAUCGACGACACGUUGAUAGUCCUUGCUUGGGUCAUCUCUACGGGGGUAUGUGUCGUCUAUACACUGGCAGCCGAGACGCAUAACAUUCAAAACGCAGCGGCCAAGACAAGAAAUGUCGAUGCGGACGGGAUCCACCAGGUCGCCGGUAGCGGCCGCGAUGGUAUAACACGACAAUACCUGUUUCGAACGUACCUCGGCCUCAUCUUCUACCAAGUCUGCCUCUGCCUGACCAAGUUCUCCAUCCUGAGCUUCUACCUGCGCAUGUUCGGCACCUGGCGGCCCCUGGAACGCCGACUCGCCUGGGCGACGGUGACGUUUGUGGUGGCUUUCGGGAUCCCGCUGCUCUUCGCCAGCAUCUUCCUGUGCCACCCGGCCACCGGCACGUCCUUCCUGGUCGGCAGCCCCGAGACGGACAAGUGCUUCCCCUUCACGCCGCUCCUUAUCGCCAGCGCGAGCCUGCACACGACCACCGACGCCUGGCUCAUCGCGCUCGUCGUCCCCUGCGUCUGGCGGCUCGACAUUGCGCCACGCCAGAAGGCGGCUCUUGGCAUCGUCCUGUCCCUUGGCGUCUUUGUCAUCGCCGCCAGCCUCACCAGGUUGCAGCUCUCGCUACAAUCGAACUACAUGCCGGUGGGCGGUGCGGGCAACACCCUCGGCUUCUUCGUCAUGACCAUACUCGAGUGCGACGUGGCGCUGAUCUGCGCGUCGGCGCCCACGCUGAGGCCCCUGCUCGCCAGGCUGUGGCCCAGGUCCGGCAUGGGAGACCCUUUGGUGUUUAGGAGGCGGUCGAGGCGCCGCAACUGUCGCUACCUACAACGUCGGCGGAGGGUGCUCGAGAACAGCGUCAACCUCACGAGCGUCGUCAGCUUCCAUGGGUACCCGUGGGUCGCCAAGACGGUCAAUACGGAGCCGGAGAUCAGGAGCCCGAGCCCGAGCCCACGCCCAGACGAGAGCGGGCCCAGGAGCGGGACAAAGAGACCCCUCGCGCUGGGAGAUCUGUACCCCCCGCGCAGGCCGCCGCCCGACAUGCCGGUGCCGCCGGUGCCGGCGCUGACCACCGUGCAUCGGACGCCGACCACGCUGAGCCUCAAGAGCCUCGUGAAUGUGGUGUCGUCUCGCGGCCGGGCCGUCACCGUGACGGAUGCAGAAGACGGGGCGGUACUGCUGCUGGGGGACGACGGGCCCAGGCCGUGCCGGGCGCAGGCCUGGUCGCAGAGCCAGGAGAGCUUCGUCAUGGGGGUCAACGACCCGGCUAGUCCGCACCGGACGAGCUUCGGUUUCGGUGGCCAUGGCGGAGAGACGGUCGCAGGCUCGGUGGUAGAUGUUGUUGGAGGCAGCAGGCCUGUCGCUAGGGAGGGUGGCAAUUACCAUGACAAAAAUGGAGAUUUCGGCCUGCAUAUGAGGAGGCAUUCGGCCUCGGCGGCCCAUCAGCCCGGUAGAAGAGUAGGCCGCAGAGGUGUCGGAGAGGCAGGUACUUGGCAUGGCUGA